Abrus precatorius (Indian licorice) is the source of this 1050-nucleotide messenger RNA. RefSeq names its product flavanone 3-dioxygenase 3-like. The transcript has 3 exons. The record is from RefSeq and is a predicted model, not a curated record. Lineage: Eukaryota; Viridiplantae; Streptophyta; Magnoliopsida; Fabales; Fabaceae. The coding region runs from base 1 to 1050 and encodes 349 amino acids.
AUGGGGCAACAAGGAGAUUGUGCUUCUUCGUUUACUAGUGCUAUGAGUCUUGACCAACUUGGUGUGUCUUCUAUACCUCAACGUUAUGUUCUUCCUCCAUCACAACGCCCGAGCCCUCAUGUUCCCAUCUCCACCACCCUCCCCAUUAUAGACUUGUCUACUUUGCGUGAUCAAUCUCUCAUAUCUAAAACAAUCAACGAAAUUCGAGUCGCCUGCAAGGAGAUUGGUCUCUUUCAGGUUGUUAACCAUGGGAUUGACCGAUCAGUAAUGGAUGAAGCCCUAGAAGUGGCAAAAGAGUUCUUCAACCUCCCUAAUGAUGAAAAGAUGCGAUUAUUUUCUGAUGAUGUGCACAAACCUGUAAGGUAUGGAACAAGCCUUAAUCAAUCUCGGGAUGAAGUUUUCUGCUGGAGAGAUUUCAUCAAACACUACUCUCAUCCAAUAUUGGAUUGGAUUCAUAUGUGGCCUUCGAAUCCAUCAAGUUACAGGGAGAAGAUGGGAAAGUAUGUAGAAGCUGUUCAAGUCCUGCAAAAUCAACUAUUGGCAAUAAUUUUUGAAAGCUUGGGGUUAAACCGUAGUUACUUACAUGAAGAAAUCAAUGGAGGCUCACAAACACUUGCUGUGAACUGCUACCCUGCAUGUCCAGAACCGGGACUCACCUUGGGAAUCCACCCUCAUUCUGAUUACGGUUCCAUAACAUUGCUCCUCCAAACCCGUUCAGGGCUAGAAAUCAAGGACAAAAGCAACAACUGGGUGCCUGUUCCUUUUGUUGAAGGAGCUCUUGUGGUGCAAUUGGGUGAUCAAAUGGAAGUUCUCAGCAAUGGACAAUACAAGAGUGUGAUUCACCGAGCAACAGUUAAUGGGGAUGAGAAGAGAUUUUCCAUUGUGAGUCUUCAUAGCUUUGCGAUGGAUAGAAAGAUGGGUCCAGCACUUGAACUUGUUGAUGACCAGCACCCUAAGUCCUACAAGGAGUUCUGCUUCAGGGAAUUUCUGGAUUUCAUCUCAAGCAAUGAUAUUGCAAAGGGAAGGUUUCUUGACACUUUGAAGAUGUAG